GCGACCGCCAUUUUGAGAUUUACCUCAGACUCAACACAUCACAAACCACGGGAAGAGCGGGCUGAGAGCUACGCGGCUCACGCUAACGUUGUAUGACCGGGCACAUUCCUCUCCACAAACAAGGGGUUAUUCGCUCGAAAUGCAAUGCGGCACCGCGUUUAGUAGUUUAAUGUUUUAGCGGCAUUCUAGGGGACACUGGUUCAUGUCGGGCCGUGGCAACUCUGUCUCCGCUAACUUCAAAAUUAACAUUAGUGUUAUUCCGCAUUGGAAACUGGUUUGAAUGGAUAGCCUUUUCCUCCACUCUUCCCCAGACGAGGGACAAUCGGAGGAGCACACGGACUGGGGAUAUCGCAGGGGAAGUUGUUAAGUGUAUGUGUAUUGUAAAUGAACCUUUGUUUUCAUUGUUGUUGCACCCAUAUAAGCAGUUGGCUGCCCCGUGUCAGGUAGCUUAACGCUAGCUAUAAACAGGGUAUUCGAUCGUCAAGGUGCAGGUCGUGCCGAGUUGUCUUGCUGCCCCACAUUUCCCGGGGUAAAGCCGGAUAGGUUCAGCUAAUUUCACUGUGCCUCCCUCUUCGGAGACCUGGUCCAUCUAUCUAGCUCCCCGCCGUCAGCAAGCGUGACUCGCACCCACUUAAAGCGCCGAGAUUGGGCGAAUAGCGAGCAAAUACGUCCGCGUUUCUCUACCCGCUCCCCCGCCGACUUCCCCUCCACACUCCCCGGCGCUGACAGCGGACAAGGCCGAGGUCGCGACAGAGCAGGCCCGGCCUCCGAGGCUCGACCUGUCCACCCAACCACCGCAUCCUACCACACCUCACCAGCAGUCCAGAACUCGGUUCUCCACUGAGCCGACCCUGGACAAGGUCGAGGGUGAGAGAGAUAGCAGGGAGCACCGCAUCACAUCCACAACAACAGUUGCCAACAUGAACCACCACCAUCACCACACGCAGCAGCAGCAGCAACAGAAAGCCGGCGAGCAGCAGCUCAGCGAACCCGAGGACAUGGAGAUGGAAGCUGGGGACACAGAUGAUCCUCCAAGAAUCCCAGCCAACCCGGUGAUCAAUGGUAACAUGGCCAUGGCAGAUGGACACAACAACACAGAGGAAGACAUGGAGGAUGACACUAGUUGGCGAUCAGAGGCAACUUUUCGGUUUGUGGUGGAGCGUUUCAGCCGCCUGAGUGAGUCGGUGCUCAGCCCAUCCUGCUUUGUCAGGAACCUUCCAUGGAAGAUUAUGGUGAUGCCACGCUUCUAUCCAGACCGACCACACCAGAAGAGUGUGGGCUUCUUCUUACAGUGUAACGCAGAGUCAGACUCCACGUCAUGGUCUUGCCACGCACAGGCCACAUUGAAGAUCAUCAACUAUAAGGACGAUGAGAAGUCUUUCAGUCGCAGGAUCAGUCACCUGUUCUUCCACAAAGAGAACGACUGGGGCUUCUCUAACUUCAUGUCCUGGACUGAUGUGACCGAUCCAGAGAGGGGCUUCGUUGAUGAUGACAAGGUCACUUUUGAAGUCAAUGUCCAGGCAGAUGCUCCACACGGAGUGGCUUGGGACUCUAAGAAACACACAGGCUAUGUUGGACUAAAGAACCAGGGAGCGACCUGCUACAUGAAUAGCCUGCUACAGACACUCUUCUUCACCAACCAGUUACGACGGGCGGUGUACAUGAUGCCCACGGAGGGAGAUGACUCUUCCAAGAGUGUACCCCUGGCGCUGCAGAGGGUUUUCUAUGAGCUGCAACACAGCGACAAACCCGUUGGCACCAAGAAGCUCACCAAGUCCUUUGGAUGGGAAACACUAGAUAGUUUCAUGCAACACGAUGUACAGGAGCUGUGCAGAGUGCUCCUGGACAAUGUGGAAAAUAAAAUGAAAGGCACUUGCGUUGAGGGAACCAUACCUAAGCUCUUCAGAGGAAAGAUGGUGUCGUAUAUUCAGUGUAAACAUGUGGACUACCGGUCAGAGCGGAUAGAGGACUACUAUGACAUCCAGCUUAGCAUAAAAGGAAAGAAGAACAUUUUCGAGUCAUUUAAAGAUUAUGUUGCAACUGAACAGUUAGAUGGAGACAACAAAUAUGAUGCAGGAGAGCAUGGCCUGCAGGAAGCAGAAAAAGGAGUGAAGUUCCUUACUUUCCCACCAAUUCUUCAUCUGCAGCUGAUGAGGUUCAUGUACGACCCGCAGACUGACCAAAACAUCAAGAUUAAUGACAGGUUUGAGUUUCCAGAUCAGUUACCUCUGGAUGAGUUUCUUCAGAAGACAGACUCCAAGGACCCAGCCAACUACAUCCUGCACGCAGUGCUGGUCCACAGCGGGGACAACCAUGGCGGUCACUAUGUCGUCUAUCUUAACCCAAAAGGUGACGGCAAAGUGAGUGUCAAGGAACCAAUAUGGUGUAAGUUUGAUGAUGACGUGGUGUCGCGGUGCACUAAAGAGGAGGCUAUUGAACACAACUACGGUGGGCACGAUGAUGACCUCUCAGUACGCCACUGUACCAAUGCUUACAUGUUGGUCUACAUCCGCGAGUCCAAGCUCAGUGAAGUGCUCCAGCCGAUGACUGACGUGGACAUACCCCAGCAGCUGGUGGAGCGUCUGCAGGAGGAGAAACGAGUAGAAGCGCAGAAGAGGAAGGAGCGCCAAGAGGCUCACCUCUACAUGCAAGUCCAGAUGGUUACAGAAGACCAGUUCUGUGGUCAUCAGGGCAACGACAUGUACGACGAGGAGAAAGUAAAGUACACCAUCUUCAAGGUCCUGAAGAGCUCCACUCUGCAAGAGUUUGUCCAGAACCUCUCUCAGACAAUGGGCUUCCCCCAGGACCAGAUGAGGCUGUGGCCCAUGCAGGCCCGGAGCAACGGGACCAAGCGCCCCGCUAUGCUCGACUACGAGGCCGACUGCAGCAAGUCGAUGAUCGACCUGAGUGACAACGAGAACCCCUGGACAAUAUUUCUGGAGACAGUAGAUCCAGAGAUGGCCGCCAGCGGAGCCACGUUACCCAAGUUCGACAAAGACCACGAUGUCAUGUUGUUCUUGAAGAUGUAUGACCCCAAAACCAGAAGCUUAAAUUAUUGUGGACAUAUCUACACACCUAUAUCCUGCAAAAUAAGAGACCUACUGCCAGUCAUGUGCGAGAGAGCAGGUUUUCAGCGGGAAACUAGCCUUAUCCUCUAUGAGGAAGUUAAGCCCAAUCUAACAGAGCGGAUACAGGACUAUGAUGUCUCUCUGGACAAGGCCCUGGACGAGCUCAUGGACGGGGACAUCAUUGUCUUCCAGAAGGACGACCCAGAAAAUGACAGCAGUGAGCUGCCUACUGCAAAGGAUUACUUCCGGGACCUCUACCACCGAGUGGACGUCAUUUUCUGUGACAAGACCAUCCACAAUGACCCGGGCUUCGUGGUCACACUGUCCAACCGCAUGAACUACUUUCAGGUGGCCAAGACGGUAGCGCAGAGGUUGAACACGGAUCCUAUGCUGCUGCAGUUCUUCAAGUCACAGGGGUACAGGGACGGUCCAGGGAAUCCUCUCAGACACAACUAUGAGGGAACGCUGCGGGAUCUCCUGCAAUUCUUCAAGCCUAGACAGCCCAAGAAACUCUACUAUCAGCAGUUAAAGAUGAAGAUAACAGACUUUGAGAACAGAAGGAGUUUUAAAUCCAUAUGGCUCAACAGCCAGUUUAGAGAGGAGGAGAUCACCCUCUACCCUGACAAACAUGGCUGUGUGCGGGACCUUUUGGAAGAAUGUAAAAAGGCAGUGGAGCUGUCUGAAAAAGGCUCUGAGAAACUCAGGCUGUUAGAGAUAGUAAGCUAUAAAAUCAUUGGGGUUCACCAGGAGGAUGAGCUGCUAGAAUGUUUAUCUCCUGCUGCCAGUCGCACCUUCAGAAUAGAGGAGAUUCCGUUGGACCAGGUGGACUUUGACAAGGACAGUGAAAUGCUAAUCCCAGUCGCUCACUUCCACAAAGAAGUCUUUGGGACCUUUGGGACCCCGUUCUUGCUCAAGAUUAGACAGGGCGAGCCCUUUCGAGAGGUGAUGAGGAGGAUCCAGACCAUGCUGGACAUCCAGGAGAAAGAAUUUGAGAAGUUCAAGUUUGCAAUCGUGAUGAUGGGGCGGCAUCAGUACAUCACUGAGGACGAGUAUGAGGUCAACCUGAAGGACUUUGAACCACAGCCAGGUAACAUGUCCCACCCGCGCCCCUGGCUAGGGUUGGAUCAUUUCAACAAAGCUCCAAAGAGAGGUCGCUACACCUACCUGGAGAAAGCAAUCAAGAUCCACAACUAAAAGCAGCGCGCCCCUUCCUCUUUGUCCUCCUCAUCCUCCCCAUCCUCCUCCUCCUGCUCCGCCUUCCUCCCUACCUUCUUUAACACACGAUAACCACAGACUGUAACCAACCGUGUGUGAGAGACUUUAGGUGUGUGUAUGUGUGCGUGUGUGCUCAUAUGUAUGUAUGCGUGAGUGUGCGCGUGCGCGUGUGUUCAUCACUUUUAACACCCUGCCUGGACACCUCUACAGCUCUACACCGGCACUGUCUUCAGCGAUAUGGAUUGCUGCAACUGAUGGAUUAUACUUCAACCACAAAAUAAACUGCACCAACCACUUCUUGACUGUUUAUUUUGUUAUUUUUAUUUUCAAUUCUUUUUUUUUUUUUUUAAUUGUCCUAUGUUUGGUUGGUUUUUCCUCUGGCUUCUCUACCUGUUGACUGCCUGGUUUCUGUUGCUCAUCUGGAAGUAGGAGAAAUUAAAUUGGAUUUUAAAAGACAAAAAAGGAAGAUGGGAGAGGAAGUGUGUGUAUGUAUGUAUGUAUGUACACAUACACAUACACAUACACAUGCCUCUGUAGUUCCUGACACAGUGUGUUGUUUUUGUCCCCCACCUCACCCACUGGCUCCCCCCCCCUUCAGAUUUGUUCAGGGUUUUUUAAUAGUUAUUUGAAGAGGUGUCAUGCUGCUGCUGUGUGUAGAGUUUGAUGGAAGGAUGUUUGCAAGGACUAACUGAAAGAAAAUAUAAAAAAAAACAAAAAAAAAAAACAGCAGGUAGAGUGACCAUUGGUCAUUCUGCAGAAGAAUCUUUGCAAAGGUCAGCCACAGUCUGGACUCCCAUCCUGAGGUUCAUGAGUUGCGCUGAUACGGUUUGUGUAUUUUCUGCUCCCUUUCUAGUGCUAUUAAAAACAAGUAUUUCCUAGUUUACAGUUAUUUGCUACUUAGUUUGGUUGGAGGAAGAAAAGAAAAAAAAAACUUGUUUCAUUUUUUUUUGUUUCUGCAGAUCUUGUAUGAUAAGUUAAAACUACAGCAUCUCUUCAAAAAAUAAAUGGGGAAAAUAAGCAGGGACAUUUGUCUGUAUUUCAUCUUGCACGUUGGCUCUUAAUGUCAGGUUUCUCAGGACUGGCAAACGUACGUGUUGGUUGUGGAUGGUUGUUUAGUGACUUGAAUGAGAACACACGCACAGACAUUGCUCACUUGGUUUUUCUCUCCUUUCUCUUUUUUGGGGAGUUGAUGUCUUUCUCAGUCAUUCCUCUGCAAACGCAAACUUGCAAGGCUCGUCUCCCGCCCCGCCCCUCUUCUUCUCUCUUGUUUGAAACUGUCGCCUCCGUGUGGUUGGGAGCAGUAACUGCGCUGUGCUUGGUAGGGAGCUGCAGACACUAGAGCUCACAGGUUUGAGGAUCGUUUAGAGACAAAACCAGCAUUGUAAAACACUUUAAGCCCUAUGAAUUUAUGUUUCUUGUUUUUUUUUCUCUUUUCUUUUAAAGCACAGAUGGAAUGCUCCCCUAAUAGCUAUAGCUGGCUCUGUAAAGACAACAUUUAAGAAUUGUAUAUUUAAAAAUAUGAACAUGUAAAAUUAAAGAGAAACACGCCUUUGUUGUUGGGUACAGAAGGAGCCAGGUGUUCAUAUUUCUUGUGUGUAGGUUUUUUCUUUAUUUUGUGUUCCUGAUGUACCAUUGAUUAUUUUGUUUCUGUUACAUUUGGAUUCUUCUUUUUUUUUGUUUUUCUUUUCAAAUCUAAAUGCAUUGGUUUUGUCAUGUUUAAAGUUAAAGUGCAGUACAAAGAUGACCUGCAGAAUCACACCUUAAUUUGAUAUUUUCCAGUUAAAAAUCCUCAGUGUAGCAGCAGUGUACGACAACUAUUCCUGUAUAUUGCCUUUUUGCUGGAAAAAUGUAUGUUGAAUAAAAUUUUCUAUAAAAACGAA
Solea solea (common sole) is the source of this 6163-nucleotide messenger RNA. It is a transcript of the gene usp7, whose product is annotated as ubiquitin specific peptidase 7 (herpes virus-associated). Bases 921 to 4262 code for a protein of 1113 amino acids. Lineage: Eukaryota; Metazoa; Chordata; Actinopteri; Pleuronectiformes; Soleidae. The transcript is spliced from 31 exons. Gene Ontology annotation, molecular function: cysteine-type endopeptidase activity; cysteine-type deubiquitinase activity; protein binding. Gene Ontology annotation, biological process: protein deubiquitination; regulation of protein stability. Gene Ontology annotation, cellular component: cytosol; nucleus. The record is from RefSeq and is a predicted model, not a curated record.